AUGUUUUAACCAAAAAUGAUAGAAUUAGAAGAAUAACUCAAUUGCAGCAAAAAUCAUAAACAACCUAUUCAAAUAGUUAUUUUAGAGAAAAACUUGAAGAGAGAGGAACACCUUUUGUGUUCUAUUUGUCUGGAAAAUUUUGAAUCAGAUACUAAAAUAAUUGGAUUUAAAAAAGUACUCUAAAUGAUUCAAGAAAACUAAAAAAAAUAAGAAGAAAAUAAAUAAAGAUUAAUUAAAAAAGAUGCGGAAUUGAUAGAAUAAUUUUUGAACGAACUCCAUACAUUAAGAUCAUACUUUAUCUUAUAAUUUGAUGAAUUGAUAUCUAAUUCAGAAGAGUGGAUCAAUAGUCUUAAUGCUAUUGGAUAACAUAAUGUAAACUAUAGCUUCUUUGAUGAAUUAGAUAUAAUUAUUGAUAGUAGAAUUGAAAACUAAUUCAAUUAAGCGUCAAUAGUUAAUAAAAUCAAAACACUUAAUAAAUCAUUUUGUGACAAAAUUGAUUUGAAAUUAUCUACUCUUAAGAACUAAGAAAUAUAUUCAUAAUGCGACAAUAUUAUAACCAAUUUAAGUAUGAUUCAUCAUAUGAAAUUAAUUGAUAAUUCAAUAAAGCAAUCACUUGUAUGCUAUGCAAUUUCUUUUAAUUAAUCUGGAUCACUCAUGAUUUCAACUUCUAAUUAGGACAUUAAAGUAUGGAAUUUUGAAUAAGGUAGAAUGAAUGAAAUUAACAAACUUAGUGGACAUACAUAAUCUAUAUCUUGCCUGUAAUUUAGCAAGUUUAGCAAUAGUUUCGUAUCGACAGAUUUUGAUAAAUCAAUUAGAUGUUGGAAAUAAAUUAAAUAAAAUGAAUGGUAGAGUUCCUAACCCUAUUGUUAACAUACUAAUGGUAUAAAUUGUUUACUUUUAAAUCAAUCUGAAAAUACACUUGUUUCUGGAAGUCAAGAUAAAUCAAUUAAAAUUUGGAAUAUUGAUUUUGUUGAUAAUUAAUUAACUUAUCUUUAUCGUUAGAUAAACAUACAGCUAAUGUUUAUGGUUUAUCCUUGAAUUAACCAGAAGAUACUUUAGUUUCUUGUGGGGGUGAUAAAUAAAUAAUCAUUUGGAAGAAGAUAAACAAAGAACAAAAGUGGUAAUUUGAAGAUGUAGUUAUUUAAUCAACUUAAGAAGUUGGAUGUAGAUUAAGCUUCUUAAAUGAUUCCUAAUUUAUUUGGGUGACAGGAGAUAAAUUAAGUAAGGAUUGCAUCAGUACAUUUGAGCUCAAUAAUGAAAAUAUCAAGAAAAUUUGAAAAAAGAAGUAAAAUUAAUUCAAAAUACUAAUGAUUUGGAUCUUUGUUUUUUUCCAAUCUUUUAAGACAAAAAAAACAAUGUAAUUAUUGUUAAACAUAAAUGUUAUGUUUAUGUGAUCAAUGUAUCGAAAGAAGGCUAAUUGACAAUUAUCACUUAGUGUAAAUACGAAUCAAAUAGUAUCUAAGGAGCAUUAACUAAUGAUGGAAAAUAUUUAGUAACUUGGGAUAAAGUGGGCCAAAAAUAUAAUACUUAUGAAUUAUAAAUUUAUUGA
Messenger RNA from Paramecium octaurelia, 1549 nucleotides. Lineage: Eukaryota; Ciliophora; Oligohymenophorea; Peniculida; Parameciidae. The record is from the annotation of a GenBank genome assembly.